AUGUGUAAUAACACGAGUCAGGCCUUAAGUAGGAGCUCCAACCCCAAUAGUUUCCAGAGUAUUUAUGAUGGAGCAAGAAACUGUUCAUGCACUGACAGUGGAUAUAACAUUGAACAAGACUCUGAUCUUAGGAAGCACCAGACACCUCAAUCUUCAGAUAAGGAUUCUAAAAGUCAUACAUGUAGGAAUAUCUUUUAUCGAGCAUCAGGUCUUUCACUAAAUAAGACUACACAUACUGGAGAGAAGACUUACAAUUGUAGUGAAUAUGAUGUGUCUAAUCAGCCUUCAGUACUUAUUCAACAGCAGAGUAUUCAGAAUCCACAGAAAAACUACAAGUGUAAGAAAUGUGAGAAAGUCUUUGCUAACAUACUCAACCUAUGUAAACAUAGGGAAAUUCAUGCAGGAUGGAACACUUUCAAAGGUACAGAAUGUGACAAAGCGUUUAAUCAGAGUUCAAAACUUAGUCAACAUCAGCGAAUCCAUAUUGGCCAGGAGCCUUAUAAAUGUAAGGAUUGUGGCAAAGGCUUUAUUCAACACAGAGAUCUUACUUGCCAUCAGAGAAUUCACACUGGAGAGAAACCUUAUAAAUGUCAAGAAUGUGGAAAAGCUUUCAGACAAUACGCAACUCUUAGUAAAGACCAGCGAAUUCAUACUGGAGAGAAGCCUUAUAAAUGUAAGGAUUGUGGCAAAGACUUUAACCAGGGCUCAGGCCUUAUGUACCAUCAGAAAGCUCAUACUGGAGAGAAGCCUUAUAAAUGUAAGGAUUGUGGCAAAGGCUUUAGCCAGCUCUCAGGUCUUACUUGCCAUCAGAGAAUUCACACUGGAGAGAAACCAUAUACAUGUCAAGAAUGUGGAAAAACUUUCAGUCAACAGGCAAAUCGUAAUAAACACCAGCAAAUUCAUACUGGAGAAAAGGGUUAUAAAUGUAAGGAUUGUGGCAAAGGCUUUAGCUGGCACUCAGACCUUAUAUCCCACCAGAGAGUUCAUACUGGAGAGAAGCCUUAUAAAUGUAAGGAUUGUGGCAAAGGCUUUAGCCGGAACUCAGGUCUUACUUGCCAUCAGAGAGUUCAUACUGGAGAGAAGCCUUAUAAAUGUAAGGAUUGUGGCAAAGGCUUUAGCCAGCUCUCAGGUCUUAUUUGCCAUCAGAGGGUUCAUAGUGGAGAGAAGCCUUAUAAAUGUAAGGAUUGUGGCAAAGGCUUUAGCCAGCUCUCAGGUCUUAUUUGCCAUCAGAGGGUUCAUACUGGAGAGAAGCCUUAUAAAUGUAAGGAUUGUGGCAAAGGCUUUAGCCAGAACUCAGGUCUUAUUUGCCAUCAGAGAGCUCAUACUGGAGAGAAGCCUUAUAAAUGUAAGGAUUGUGGCAAAGGCUUUAGCUGGCACUCGGGUCUUACUUGCCAUCAGAAAAUUCACACUGGAGAGAAACCUUAUAAAUGGCACGAAUGUGGAAGAGCUUUCAGUCAAUACGCAAUUCUUAUUAAACACCAGCAAAUUCAUAGUGACGAGAAGCCUUAUAAAUGUAAGGAUUGUGGCAAAGGCUUUAUUCAACGAGGAGGUCUUACUUGCCAUCAGAGAAUUCACACUGGAGAGAAACCUUAUAAAUGUCAAGAAUGUGCAAAAGCUUUCAGUCAAUACGCAACUCUUACUCAACACCAGCGAAUUCAUACUGGAGAGAAGCCUUUUAAAUGUAAGGAUUGUGGCAAAGACUUUAGCCGGCACUCAGGCCUUAUGUACCAUCAGAGAGUUCAUACUGGAGAGAAGCCUUAUAAAUGUAAGGAUUGUGGCAAAGGCUUUAGCCGGCACUCAGGCCUUAUGUACCAUCAGAGAGUUCAUACUGGAGAGAAGCCUUAUAAAUGUAAGGAUUGUGGCAAAGACUUUAGCCGGCACUCAGGCCUUAUGUACCAUCAGAGAGUUCAUACUGGAGAGAAGCCUUAUAAAUGUCAGGAUUGUGGCAAAGGCUUUAGCCGGCACUCAGGCCUUAUAUCCCAUCAGAGAGCUCAUACUGGAGAGAAGCCUUAUAAAUGUAAGGAUUGUGGCAAAGGCUUUAGUUGGCACUCAGGUCUUACUUGCCAUCAGAGAAUGCACACUGGAGAGAAACCUUAUAAAUGUCAAAAAUGUGGAAAAGACUUUAGUCAACACCCUACUCUUACUCAACACCAGCGAAUUCAUACUGGAGAGAAGCCUUAUAAAUGUCAGGAUUGUGGCAAAGGCUUUAGGGACCGCAAAGUUCUUACUCACCAUCAGAGAAUUCAUACUGGAGAGAAACCUUAA
This is a messenger RNA of Cervus elaphus (red deer), 2265 nucleotides long. RefSeq names its product zinc finger protein 271-like. Gene Ontology annotation, cellular component: nucleus. The transcript has a single exon. Gene Ontology annotation, molecular function: RNA polymerase II cis-regulatory region sequence-specific DNA binding; DNA-binding transcription factor activity, RNA polymerase II-specific. NCBI's taxonomy places the organism in Eukaryota, Metazoa, Chordata, Mammalia, Artiodactyla, Cervidae. Gene Ontology annotation, biological process: central nervous system development; regulation of transcription by RNA polymerase II. The record is from RefSeq and is a predicted model, not a curated record. The coding region runs from base 1 to 2265 and encodes 754 amino acids.